CGACUCCCGGCAGGCGCCGGGGCGGGGAUUCCCCGGCCCGCGAUGGCGGCCGCGGCCUGAGGCGGCCCCGGCGAUGGCGGCCGCGGCCCCCGCGGCCCCCGCGGCCCCCGGCGACGCAAAGCGGCCCGAGGGCGACGAGUGGUGCGACAGCGGGCUGGGCUCGCUGGGCGAGGGGCCGCUGGGGCCGCCGCUGCCCGCCGGCCCCGCAGCGGAGUCCCCCGAGCCCCUCGCUGACCCCGCGGCCUGGCUGCGGCACGUCCUGAGCUUCGUCACCGAGGAGGGCGACACGGCCCUGCACCUGGCCGUGAUCCACGAGCACGAGGAGUUCCUGGGCUCCAUCCUGCGGCACACGGAGCGCUCGCCCUACCUGGACCUGCAGAACGACCUGGGCCAGACCGCGCUGCACAUCGCCGUGGUGCUGGGGCUGGCCGGCGCCGUGCGGCGGCUGCGGGCGGCGGGCGCGGCCGUGGCCGUGCGGGAGCGGGGCGGUCACACCCCCCUGCACCUGGCCUGUCGCGAGGGUCACCCCGCCUGCGCCCGCGCCCUGCUGGGGGGACCCCCCGACCCCCGGGACCCCCCCCGGGACCCCCGGAAGGAGGAGGAGGAGCGGCGGGCGCAGCUGGAGAGCGUCAACUACGACGGUUACACCCCCCUGCACGUGGCCGUGCUGCGCCGGGACCUGGAGCUGGUGCAGCUGCUGCUCCGCGCCGGCGCCGACCCCGACCGGCCGGAGCCGAGCUGCGGCCGCAGCCCCCUGCACUUGGCCGUGGAGGCGCAGAGCCCCGAGGUGGCCGAGUGCCUGCUGCGGGGCGGGGCGCGGCCGGACCCCCGCACGUUCUCGGGGUUCACCCCGCUGUACAGCGCCCGCCGCCGCCCCGACCCGCGGCUGCCGCCGCUCCUGCGCCGCUUCGGGGCCCGCGACCCGCCCAGCAGCGACAGCAGCGACAGCAGCGACAGCAGCAGCGACAGCGAGGGCGGGGCCCGCGACAGCGAGCCCCCCCAAACCUCUGUCCCUCCCCAGGACGAGUACGACGACAUCGUCAUCAACAGCAGGCGCUGCCCGGCCUGAGGGCCCCCCCGGAGCCCCCCUGGAUGGACUUGGGGGCCCCCCUGCCACCCCCCGGCCCGGGGCACCCCCUGAGGGUGAGGGUGCCCCCCCCAGAGUCCCGGGGGAGCCCCAAGGGCUGCGGGGGGCGGUGGGAAAUAAAGCAGAGGCUGUGCUGCCAAGGAAG
Motacilla alba alba is the source of this 1232-nucleotide messenger RNA. RefSeq names its product NFKB inhibitor beta (gene NFKBIB). The transcript has 6 exons. NCBI's taxonomy places the organism in Eukaryota, Metazoa, Chordata, Aves, Passeriformes, Motacillidae. Gene Ontology annotation, biological process: cellular response to lipopolysaccharide; signal transduction. Bases 74 to 1069 code for a protein of 331 amino acids. Gene Ontology annotation, cellular component: cytosol. Gene Ontology annotation, molecular function: protein binding. The record is from RefSeq and is a predicted model, not a curated record.